This is a messenger RNA of Rhopilema esculentum, 1615 nucleotides long. Its product is annotated as ceramide phosphoethanolamine synthase. Gene Ontology annotation, biological process: phospholipid biosynthetic process. Gene Ontology annotation, molecular function: phosphotransferase activity, for other substituted phosphate groups. NCBI's taxonomy places the organism in Eukaryota, Metazoa, Cnidaria, Scyphozoa, Rhizostomeae, Rhizostomatidae. Gene Ontology annotation, cellular component: membrane. The record is from RefSeq and is a predicted model, not a curated record.
GCAGGAUGUGUACACUAGACAAAUGGGCGAGAAUUACACCCGCCCGGCCCGAGUAGAACGAGUAGAAAGUCUACUUCUUUGGAUUUAGGCCAACAAAUUGAUAGUCCUUUCGAGUCCUUGUCUAGAACCAGAUGUGAUUUUACAUAUUUGCCACCGUUGCAGAAGCAUCGCAAGGCAAAACCGGUAGUCGAAAGGCCUUGGCAGGGCCUCGGAUGGACCUUGAAACCUAUCGUUCCACUGUAACAUCAUCACAACUUUGCUCACACGAUUUCCUGGAUAGUAGGAUUGCUCCGCAAAACUGUGAAAAUGGCAUUUAGCAGAGAAACAAAUUUGGGGUUUUACUUCAUUUUUGGGAUGUGUACAUUUUUUAUAUGGUGUGACCUGAGUUUUUUCAGCGAAUUAUCAGAAAAGGGAGUAUCGAAUAACGUUACGAAAUCAGGACGGCCCGUGGCAACGAUCAAACUGCGAAUGCAAGACCAUUUCGCUCAUUAUUUGUAUCUUCCGUUCUGCAACUGGGUGGAAACUGCCUUUAAAAUUUCUGAGAUUCCUGGGGUAACUCCGAACCUAAUUACGUUGAUACAUUUUGUAUUUGCGAUGAUAGCAGGCCGAUUUAUGGCAGAUGCAGACCUUUCAUGGCGUCGUUUGGGGGCAGUAAUAUUCGAAAUGCGUAGCUGCUUAGAUAUAUUAGAUGGUGUAGUUUAUAGGUCACAGUCGCAUAGCACUAAAUUCAUGUCAGGACAUGGGACUCUAGGAUGGUAUCUAGAUUCUGGAGCAGAUACACUUGGCUCACUGUUUUUUGCCGCAGGUGUUUAUGUUUACUACAACAAAUUUCCUCCUGUUAAAACGAAAGGCACCAUUAAAGAUAUGAAGCUGAAAGAUGAAGAGAGCGCCGUGAAGCUCUUGUCGGAUGGAUCAGCAGACGAGGACGAAGCAUCCCAUUCCAAGAGAAAGCGUUUUUCUAGGAAAGCCAUCAAUGUUACUAUAACUUUGUAUGCCAUUCAGGUUUUCCUUCGAAGUGCUCUGUGGGACCACUUUCUUCAAGCAUACAAUGAAUUGCUAGACAGACCAGUUGCUGGCGUUUCUCCCGCACUACAAGCCAAGAUUUUGCACUACCACAGUACAUGGCUAAUGCUUUGGUCUUGGAAGAUCUUCAGUGCAGAUGCAUUUUUGCAUUAUUCAAUGGUCGCAACAUUUUUCAAUAAGCUUUGGAGUUGGAUGCGUUUUUGGGUGAUAUUAGGACCAGCAAUAUUGGCUGUACAUUGUUUGAUCGUACAGUUACAUGUCAUUCAGGUUCGCAGUUGGCUUGGUAUAUGAACUUGUGUUCAGCUUGGUUAUGCAAAAAAUAGUAACUUCAGUCUUGAAUCUAAUGAAUUGUGCUAAUUUUUUUUAUUUAGCUGUCAGUUACGGUUUUUGUAAUCAACAUUUAAUUAAUGAUUUUAUUACUCACCGUAAUCAUAAGUCAGUGUGUGUUUUCAUUCUUAUUUUAAACAUUUCAUAAAAAUUCAAUAAUCAUAAAAUAUUGGUAAAAAUUUGCCUGGCAUUUUUUAGAAUGCAUUGCAAUUAACAUAUUUAAUUUAAUUGAUUGUAUAGUUGUAACAUAUUUUAUUGAAAGAUA